AUGUUCGCAAUUCCACCCCCUCCACGAUAUCCAACGCAUAACGGAAUGCCGCCUACUCCAUUGGAAACUGCGAACCAGAUCUCACACCCUGAGGGACCAGAAUACAGCUUCCAGUCUGGCGAAGGCAUAUACGUGCUCCGGGAAGACAUCCAGCUCGCUACCCCACCACCACAUCCUUCGGAAAUACCAGUCACAAAUCCGAAUCCGCUUGCGACUACAACUAAUCCUCCUACUAGUGGUGUAAAGCUCUCGGUCAUUACCGUGAAACCACGCCAGGUCCGGAAUCAGCUCAACAGAGCCAAUACGACCACGAGUAACCUGCUGAGAUGGCGCGCAUUAGGCAGACAAGACACCAACAAAGCCAAAGACACGAAGGAGGUCACACAGGUAGAUGCAGACGCCAAAGUGCUAUCGGAUGCGAGCAGUGACAGGAGCGCGAUUGCAGCCAGCACUCGUUCGUCUACCGCGCCAGCUUUUGGCGAAGGCAACAUUGCUCUGACACUGACCAAUUCGAGAGAUGUUCUCAAGAGGAGGAAACCCAAGAAUAACAUGGUAAAAAGUAAUUCCUCCUUCGUUUCACGCGUCAUUCCCCACGAUCAUCUCACAAAAAGAUUGGCGGAACGAGACUCUAGCGGCAGCUUUGCGUUUGUGAACGUCAACAGGGCUUUUCAGUGGCUCGAUAUGUCCUCGUCCACAAAAGCUGAACCACUCACCAAGAUCCUUUUUACCAAGGCUCACAUGCUGUGCCACGACGUAAAUCCUUUGACUAAGGACGAAACUCAUAUCGAUGUCCUCAUGGGCUCAUCAGCCAGCGACAUCAUAUGGUACGAGCCGAUAUCCCAGAAAUAUGCUCGAAUAAACAAGAACGGCAUGAUCAAUAGCACGCCAGUAUCGAAAAUCAAAUGGAUCCCUGGUUCAGAAAGUCUCUUUCUUGCAGCCCACCAAGAUGGCUCAUUAGUGGUCUACGACAAGGAAAAAGAAGAUGCUCCUUUCGUACCUGAAGUGGUCAUUGAUGAAGCUAUCAGUAUCGAAGACGAUCCUGAUUCUCAACUGAACGUGACGAAAAGCGUUAAUUCCGCAAACCAGAAGGCAAACCCGGUCGCCUGCUGGAAGCUCUGCUCGCAACCAAUAAAUGAUUUUGCUUUUUCGCCAGACAGUCGUCACUUGGCGGUUGUGGCUGAAGAUGGCUAUUUACGCAUCGUCGAUUACCUUAAGGAGACUCUAAGAGAUGUGUUCUCUUCUUAUUACGGAGGCUUUACAUGCGUUUGUUGGUCUCCAGAUGGCAAGUAUAUUCUUACGGGAGGCCAAGACGAUCUCGUCUCAAUAUGGUCGCUUGCUGACCGACAAAUUGUUGCUCGCUGUCCGGGGCACGACUCAUGGGUCACAGCAGUUGCAUUCGACCCAUGGCGCUGUGACGACAAGACAUAUCGAUUCGGCAGCAUAGGGGACGACUGCAAGCUGCUACUUUGGGACUUCAGUGUAGGCAUGCUGCAUCGACCUAAGGGUACUCUUGCAAGGGCACGAGGCAGUGUCUCGGGCCAAUCGUUUUCGCUGAAUAGGCAUCGGACAGAAAGUGCGUCGGUCAACCGAAUGAGGUCAAAUUCCAGUCGCUCGCAGGGGAAUCAGCAGGAAGACGACGAGGCUGAAGCUGAUUUUCUCAACCAUCCGAUUGAACCUCGUGCUCGGACAGCUCAACUUCCACCCGUAAUGGUAAAGACUGUGGACCCACAUCCAUUGUGUGGGCUUGCGUUCGAGCAAGACUGUAUCAUCACAUCAUGUCAGGAUGGACAUGUGAGAACGUGGGACAGGCCUGCUCAAGACGCGACAUAG
Molecule: messenger RNA, 1830 nt
Organism: Lithohypha guttulata
Lineage: Eukaryota; Fungi; Ascomycota; Eurotiomycetes; Chaetothyriales; Trichomeriaceae
Exons: 3
Coding region: 1-1830 (609 amino acids)
Biological process (GO): carbon catabolite repression of transcription
Cellular component (GO): nucleus; cell division site; cell tip
Molecular function (GO): protein binding
Source: RefSeq, a predicted model, not a curated record